AUGAUUAAACUAAAUCCGAUUUGUUGUAAAAAUUAUUAUGUGCCAUUAAAGUUAUUUAGUCGUCAUUUGAAAGUGGCAAGGCGUAAAAAUUAUAUCAAACCACCGAAGGUACAAAAAAUACAGGCACAUACUGCUUAUCUGAAAGUAAUUGGAUCAGGUGCCCCUGAUCAACCGGCCUCAGUAGUUCUCAAAACAACAACUAAAACCUAUCUCUUUAAUUGUGGUGAUGGAAUAAAAGCCUUGGCACAAAAUGCUAAAGUAUCAUUAGAAAAUAUUAAUCAUACAUUUUUUACACAAUCAAAAUGGAAUUGUAUUGGCGGUAUGACAAGUGUAAUUUUUGCAACAAUUGCCAACUCUGGUUAUCUACCUUCAAUUCAUGGACCAAAUAAUUUAGAUAAUAUCUUCAGAAGGAUGUCAUUUCUGUCAAUCGUUGGUAGUAUGUUCAAAAAUCGUUUUACACCAGAAACAUAUAAGUCAUGCGAACCAUUUGAAGAUAAUGAUUUAAUUAUCGAACCGAUUCAAUUGAAACAUUGGAACGAAACUGCCUUCAUUUACUUAUGCACAUUAAAAGCAUGCAAAGGAACAUUUUCGGUAAGCAAAUCGGUAUUGAAAAAUGUUCCACCACAUUUAGUAAUAAAAUUACACCGCGGAGAAGAUGUCAGUCUGGACGAUGGUACUAUUGUAACAGCAAAUGAGGUGAGAAAUCCAGACUAUCCAGAAGUUCAUUUCAUUGUUGUUGAUGUACCACAUAAAGGUUAUCUUAAAGAUUUGGCAACGAAUAUCAAAUUGGAAAGCUUAUUACACGAAUCAAAAUUACCAAAUGUUGAGCUUAUUAUCCAUUUUACACCAAAAGAUGUGUUUGAAACAUCACGCUAUCAAUAUUUCAUCAAAUCCAUUAAUCCGAAAAGGAACAUGAUCUUAAACGAUAUGAACACACAUUCUUGCAUGGAAAGUGUAUACAAAUUACAGGAAAAGCUACAUACGAUCGAUUCAAAAAUUCAUCCUUUGCUAAGCACGCAACUGGAUACGAGCCACAAAAUAUUUGACCCAUAUGAUUGUAUGAGCGAACAAACAUCAACAUUUUACACUAAAUAUAUAUUUCGCAAAACACAAGAUGAUGAUUUUUUGAGAGAUGUUGGUGAGGAAACGGAAUCGUUUCUAAUAAAUGACGAUUCCGGUGAAAAACCGGAAAAACAGUUUCAUUUGUGCACACAAAAUGUUCCAUCAAAGCUUGAAAAUGAACAAUUUCCGAGAAUCUUAUUUUUGGGCACGGGUGCAUCCGAUUCACAUUCCUUGCGUGGUCAAUCUGCAAUUUUAGUUCAUUUAUCGAAUACCGACGCAUUUCUACUAGAUUGUGGCUCUGGAACGUGUUCUCAAAUCAAUCGAUUUUAUGGCAAAGAAGCGCCAGAAAUAUAUCGGCGUUUAAAAGGUGUUUAUAUAUCACAUAUGCAUUUAGAUCAUCACAUUGGAAUGCCAGAAGUAUUUCGAUAUCGGUUGCGAUAUUUACCAGCUGACCGUGAACCAUUACGGAUAUUCUGUCCGGUGGAGGAUUUUAAAUCGUGGAUUUUAUUUUAUUCCAAGAACGUUGAAUCCAUAAACCACGAUAUGAAACUUAUCGAUAACGAUGUCUUGUUGUAUGAUAAAUUAAACUUUCAUGAAAAAGUGUACCUGAACAUUGAUUCGCUUAAAACGUGUGCAGUUAAUCAUUUUAAAAAAUCAUACGCUUUAACGAUGAAUUUUUCAUAUCGUAAUGGAGAUAACGUGGAAACAUUUCGGCUUGCGUACAGCGGUGACACAGGCCUGUCUGAUGAUUUUGUGAAAUUGGGACAUAAAGCUGAUCUUUUAAUACAUGAGGCAACUUUUCAAGACGCACUAACAGACCUUGCUGAUAAAUCUAGACAUUCCACCAUGUCUAUGGCACUUGAGCAAAGCAAACGAAUGGAGGCUAAACACACGAUACUGACACAUUUUAGCAGUAGAUAUCAUAUUUUACCAUAUAUUGAAAAUAUCGAUGAAAAUACGGGCAUUGCAUUUGACUAUAUGGAAAUUACACCGGACGAUUUGCCCAGACUUGGCUCUUUGGUCGCACAAUAUCAAAAUGCCUUUCCAGGAGAUUUGAGAUAUCUUGAACAGAAAACCAAAAGCUAUCUAUUUCAACGUGGUUUGGAUACACCGAUAAAUGAAUGA
Molecule: messenger RNA, 2187 nt
Organism: Contarinia nasturtii (swede midge)
Lineage: Eukaryota; Metazoa; Arthropoda; Insecta; Diptera; Cecidomyiidae
Product: ribonuclease Z, mitochondrial-like
Exons: 6
Coding region: 1-2187 (728 amino acids)
Biological process (GO): mitochondrial tRNA 3'-end processing
Cellular component (GO): mitochondrion
Molecular function (GO): 3'-tRNA processing endoribonuclease activity
Source: RefSeq, a predicted model, not a curated record